GCAGCGCCGCCGUGAUCUCAGAUGACGUGACCUGCAGCGCGUCAGUGUAGAGCGGGCUGCCGAGUAGAUCGGAACGGCGUUCUACAGCGUGUUCAUUGGGGAAUGGCAACAUGACCGCGGCGACUAAGACCCAGAGCAACCGGGGUCCGUACCGCCUGAAGACCACCCCCCGCCCGAGCCCUCGCCAGAGGAAGACCUCAGCCAUCCCGGACAGGCAGCACUACUGGAGGCUUCACUACCCUCCAGGUCUCACGGUCGACCAGCUCGCGCAGUUCAGGCGACGACACUUCACCAAACCUUGCGACAACCUCCACCCUGAGCCGGGCUCCUUCUCCGUGCUCAAGACCGAGUACAAGAGGGCCUUCAAGAACCAUCGAGGGGAGAAACUGUUGGCAGAACUAGAGGGUUGUAUCAAACGUGCCAAGAGGAGGCAGGACUACUUUCGCUUCGAGGGAGACUUCGCCUUCAACCCGGAGUAUAAGGAAAAGUACGUCGACUACCCCAGAACUCGGCCAAGGGUGAAGCGACCUCUGGGACAAUUUCCUGUUCUGGGGGAUGACGACAUACAAAGAAUAUCUGAGAUCCACGCCCAAUACGUGAGGUACUUAGAGGCGCGAAGGGCAGAACUACUGAGGGCCGAUACGCACCUUCAUCCCGAGGGCGAGUUUUUAGUGAAGCUUUCAGAGCAAAAAGAACAAUUUGUGCCAAAAGAAGGAAGGAGGCCAGAACUGUUGAGGAGACCCACCAGCCUUCAUAUGGAGGGAGACUUCAACAAGACGACGGAGAAUAAUGAGUCCUACGUCGUCAGACCGGCCGGUAUCAGGACCGACCUCAUCAGGAGACAGGCAAAUCUCAUCGUCCACGAGGGUGAUAUGGAUCUCAUUACGGAGAAGUCUUCCCAAUACGUGAAGUAUGCAAAUGCUCACCGACAAGAGCCGACGAAACCUCCUAGUAACCUCAAUAUGGAGGGAGAUCACGAGUAUUCACCUGAGUAUAAGGAGAAGUACAUUGAAUAUCCAAGGGAACGGUACGUAGCGAAAAGGCAAGAGGCACAUUUAAAACCUGAAGGAGAAAUUGGUAAAACUACCGAGCUUCGGUCUGAAUUUGUGGACUUCCCUAGAGAAAGACCAGUGGUAAAAAGACAAGAAGCCCAUUUGAAACCUGAAGGAGAGUUUUCUGACAAGACCGAGUUGAAGUCUGAAUAUGUGGAUUUCCCUAGAGAAAGACAUAUAGCUAAGAGACACGACGCUCAUUUGAAGCCAGAAGGAGAUUUCUUAGAUGCGACUGAAAUUAAGUCUGAAUUUGUGGAUUUCCCUCGGGAGAGGCAUAUAGCCAAACGACAAGACGCGCAUUUAAAGCCUGAAGGCGAUUUCUUAGACGCCACGGAAAUAAAAUCUGAAUACAUAGAUUUUCCCAGGGAAAGGCAUAUUGCUAAAAGACAAGACGCCCACUUGAAGCCUGAAGGUGAAUUUCAGGAUUCGACAGAACUGAAAUCCGAGUUUGUGGAUUUUCCAAGGGAGCGACCGAUAGUGAAAAGGCAAAAGGCUACCCUAAAGCAAGAAGGAGAUUUUGCAAAAACCACUGAACUGAGAUCGGAAUACGUGGAUUUUCCUAGAGAACGUCCUGUAGUUAAGAGACAGGAGGCACACCUUAGACCUGAAGGAGAAAUGGAAAAAACAACUGAGUUGCGAUCUGAAUAUGUAGACUUCCCUCGGGAACGGCCUAGGGUGAAGAAGCAAGAAGCUCACUUGCGACCUGAAGGAGAGAUAGAGACGAGGACGGAGAGCGCUGAGUAUUCGAACUUUCCGAGAGAAAGGCCCCACUUAUACCGGACCGAUUCUCACCUGAAACCGGAAGGGGAAAUGGAGAAAGCCACUGAAAAGAGUAUUGAGUAUAAAGACUUCCCGAGAGAUCGCCCUGUCCUCCAGAGAACCAAUACGAAUCUCAAGCCAGAAGGAAAUAUUGAAACGACCACUGAGAGCUCUCAAUACUUCCAAAAUGAGAACACCCCACGACCUGUGAUCCAGAGACCUGAGGAUGUCAUCAAGAGGUUUGAGGGCAGAAUAGACUCUGACCCUGAGUAUCGUUCUUCAUAUCUCAACUAUCCACGAGAACGUCCUGUACUGAAUAAGCCAAGAGAACAACUGGACCGCCCAGAUGGCAAAAUGUCCAAGGCCAGCGAGAUGCACGAGCAGUUCGUGCGGCACGACGGUUCCCGCCCUGCCGCUUCUCGCCGACCUCCUACCAACCUGCGGAUGGAAGGCGAGAUGAAGGCAGAGCCCGAGUACCGUGCCAGGUUCGCCGAUCCUGGCCAGGCCUUCCGAGUCCUGACUGUCACCUCAGGAACUUCACCGCCUCCCCCGGGAAAGACUGUCACCUUCGGCGAGUCCAAGACUAAAAGAUCGGCGGCAACGCGUCGAGCCAAAGCAGAGGACACUACGAGCGAAACAUCGACGACAGAAUCCUCUACCCAAGCGCCUCCUUACCGUCUCACUGUGGAAAAUGUGGACGAUAACCGGGCCUUCGUGGUUUUGAAGGACCCUAACAACAACACGACAUCCUCGGCCGAUCCUCUUACUCAGAGUCGGUGGAUGGCAAGGGCCGAAAACAGCCAAGCAGCCGAGAAGUGGGUACCUUCAUGGGCUGACAACGCCAAGGCACACAAGUAGUCAUUCGGCCGAGCCCUAUAGAGGAUUCAGCCUGCAUCGGUCUAGUCUUUCCAAGUCACAACCUAAUAUUGUAAAAUUAACCCUUGCUCAAGUGCAAGACUUUUCACUUUUCAAGUGGGCACAAUAUUAACAAAAGGAAUUGAUUUAAACCAUUCUUAAAAUGCCUAUAAACUUUGUUUGGUAACAAAAUACUAAUUUUUGUAAUGGACACGAUUUGAAUCUAACAUACAGCUAUGAUUGUCGAUUAAACUCACAGCAAACCAAGAAUUACAACAAUUAUUGGGCAAUUAUUGAUGGCUGCGUCAGUUUUGCCCAAUAUGGUCCGAUAACAACAUAAAAAGUCAAAAAAAUCCUGAUCUAAAAACAUUCCAAAUAAAGUAUAUCUGAUUAAUUUUUUAAAAUAUCAAAUGUUUUCUGUUAUUUUACAAAAGAAAACUCACAAUUCUCGAAUAAUUGUUUAUAUUUUAACACGAGGCCUUUCGACAUCGAAGAUGCCAUCAUCAGGUGUAAAUAAUAGAAAAUUGAUGUUUCCAAUAAGAAGAGCUCCUCGUCCUUCAGAAAACUUUGAACUGUUCAAACUCUCUCUCUCUCUCUCUCUAAAACGAGAUUUCUAUAAAUCUUGUAGCACAAGGUUGGACUUGCCUUUUAGAGAUCCGAAGGCUUUUCGGAAUUAUGUCCUGUAUUUUACACAAUACAGUUCUUUACUAAUCCUUCCUCAUAUCUUUUUAAUAAGAUAAGCCCGCGGUGUCUGAGGAUGGACAGAGACAACUGAUAAUGGAAGCGAUAUCUCUUUCAUUAUCCAACAAUCUGAAGCUACUAACUUGAAAUUAUUAUUUUUAACUUUUAUAAAGUAAUAUUAAAGAAACCUCGAUGUAUAUAUUGAUAUGGAACGGGGCUCGACGAAGCUGGAAAGAGUAUGACGUCCAUUUUUUAAGGACAUCUUUUGAUAAAGAAAGUAAAAGAAAUCAAUACAUAAUAAACGACUACUCAGAAUUCUCGAAUGGCUAACUAUAUUCCUAGUAUGGAAGAAGUCUUCCUUCAGUGCUUCUAAAGUAAUAUUAAACACGAUGUAUGAUGAGUUAUAUAUUUACCAAAAAUCCUAAUCAUUAACCCCUUCACCACGACUGAACGCUGUUUUUGUUUCCUCUCUCAUCCACUUUUUGUCCACUUUAUAAAAAGUUUCUUAAAAAAGACAUUAAAAGUCAUUCCACAACGAUUUUUUGCUGCGGUUCGACGUAGUUUUGGAACUGUGGACCAAAAAUAUUAACAGCUUUGCUCGCUGGUUUGCUGAACGCAUUUAUACGUAAUGGAUGAAUUUUAUAAGUAGCUUUCUAUUGUAGCCUCUUAAACUGAUGUACUUCUCAGUUAGCAAAGUAGACAAUACUAGAUUGUAAAGUGUAGAUAUAGAGCAAUGUGAAAAUAGAAUAUUUAAUGUUGAGGCUUUUGUUUGUGUCUAUGUCUGAAGUUAUCAUAAUCACUAGCUGUUAUCAUAAUAUUGUUAUAAGUUUAAAAUCUUGUUAGAAUAUCAAUUUACUUUUAAGGAAUGUUGAAAAUUUGUAAUGUUUAUUAAUUAUAGGUUGUUUAUUUAUUGGUAAUUUAGAUACUGUUCUCGUAGUAAGCCUUAUUUGUAUGAAAUGGUAUAAUUUUAUCGUAAACUAAAUUAUGUUGAGAUUAUAAAUCAGAUUUGAAUAUUAUUAGACUAAUAUUUACAAAGAGAAAAGGAAUGCAAUUUUGCUAUCGCUCUGUCCACAUUUAUUUAUGUGAUACAGGUGGUAGCAUGCUAUCUGGCGAGCGCAUGCAGUAAAACACUAAGGUCAUGCAGAGGUGCAAUCUUUAUAAAAAAAACCAACAGUAGUCGCAUGUUAGAACAAUAUAUAUGGGUACAAUUCGUGCUAAAACAUCUAUUGUCAAAUAUUUUACUCUUAAUUAAAUUGAUAAAUAUUCUUACAGACACUUAUUGUCUAACUAUAAUGUGUUUAAAAAUGUUGUGAGAUCAAAAAGUACGAAAUAUGAAGUUGAAAUAAACUUUAAUAAUUUUGCUCCUUUGGCGAAAUAGAUAAGAUACGGUCAGUUCAAACCGUCACAUGCAAAAAGCAGAAUAACCACAAACUUACACAACCUGUUCAAAAACACAAAUCUUUCUUUAAAUUUUAUUUUUAAUUAAAGAAAAUGUCAGAUUCCAGUGAACAAACAAUUCCAACAUAUUUCUACUCUUAAAAAUACAGUCAAAUCUCAAACUCGUUUCACAGAAUACGAAGCGAUAGAGAGCCAAGUUUCUGUCUGGUUUGUUUUCUUUUACAGCGUACAACAAAACAUAGACUUUUCUUUAAAAUAUAUGUCUUGCCUCGUACUUUUUGUAGUGUACCUCAUACGCAAGCAAAAUUGUCUAACUGUGAGUCUUUAAGUAUAAAUAGGGAUAGCAGUGGCAUAAAUGGAGUUUUGAUCAGAAAUUUGAACAAAACAUGUGGACACUCCCAUCAAAGUGCUUCUUGACUUCUUCUCAAGGAAAUCUUUAGUUUUGACAACUUCCCCAGAAUGUACAAUGGUGAUGAUACUAUUCACUAUCAAGUCAUUCCAUAGAUUAUAAUUUUAUCAAUGUCUCCCAUUAACAUAAUGUUUAAUAAAAUGGGCUAAUCCUUGUUCGCCGAGCUCACUGCCUGUUUAGACACCAAAAUGUGUUGUGCAAACUUUAGACGAUCAUGUUUCUGUUUCUAAUAUUGUUGUUAAAAUAUAGCUUUUAUUAUUA
Homalodisca vitripennis (glassy-winged sharpshooter) is the source of this 5415-nucleotide messenger RNA. RefSeq lists its product as uncharacterized. The record is from RefSeq and is a predicted model, not a curated record. Gene Ontology annotation, cellular component: centriole; cytoskeleton; ciliary basal body. Gene Ontology annotation, molecular function: microtubule binding. Gene Ontology annotation, biological process: microtubule anchoring. NCBI's taxonomy places the organism in Eukaryota, Metazoa, Arthropoda, Insecta, Hemiptera, Cicadellidae. Bases 111 to 2669 code for a protein of 852 amino acids. The transcript has 4 exons.